Molecule: messenger RNA, 888 nt
Organism: Didymodactylos carnosus
Lineage: Eukaryota; Metazoa; Rotifera; Eurotatoria; Philodinida; Philodinidae
Source: the annotation of a GenBank genome assembly
AUGCCAGUACUUCAGACGUGCAACCGGUACCGAAAAAUAUUACAUUCUUCUCCAGUCUAUUUUGACUCAAAUGAAUUACUUCAUACUGAAUUAUCACCACAACUUAAAUGGUGUGUAAAAAAUCCAUUUUUAAACGAUUAUAAUCAAAAAGAAGUGUAUGAUAUAGAAUUAAAAUGGUUUGAAUGGAAAGAAAAUGAAAUGACAAGAACAUACGACGUUCUACUGGAAUAUGCACAAUCUGAUGGAACAGCUGUUCAUCUAAUCACGAAAUUAUUCUAUCCAAUAAACAUGUCUCUUACAUGUCCAAACAACGAAUUAAAACGAUACGGCUCUUCACUUGAUACCGGAAAAUUACUUUGCGAUAUAAAGCAAUUGAAGAAUGACAGUUGUAUUAUUUACAGUUUAGGAUCAAAUAAUGAAUUUGAUUUUGAAAAAAGUCUAGCAGAACAAACACAUUGUCAAAUAUACACGUUUGAUUGUACAAGUUUACCACCAAAAAUUCCAAUUCAUCGAUUAACUUUUAAAAAAAUCUGUUUAGAAAAUGGUAUACAACAAUAUAUGUAUCCGAAUCAAUCUUCUCUUGGGACAAAACCUUCUAAACGUUUUGAGCAAAUAUUAUUGGAUAAUAAACAUGAAAUGUUACAUGUAUUGAAAAUGGAUAUUGAAGCUAGUGAAUAUUCAGUAUUUGCUGAUUUAUUCAAGAAUAAAAUUUUUCCAUAUCAAAUAGCAUUUGAAUCGCAUUGGUGGCAUCGUGAUAUUUAUCAUGCAAUGUUACAACAACAAGUAUUCAACCAAUUAUGGAAAACUGGUUAUCGUUUCUUACAAUACGCACAUAAUCCAGGCGAUCAGGCAUGUGUCGAAUGGACACUGAUACGACUUUACUGUUGA